AGGACAUGAAUGGUUACGAGGAGGGAGAUUUUUGAGGUAUCAAGCCCUCCUCCUUGACACCCCUGAUGUAACUAACCCUCAGGUUGUGUCAAGGUUUCAACCUAGUUACUCUAUUACCCGAGGAAGGCAAGCAGGGGCUUCCAAUCUAUACCUGUGUGGAUAUUACAGAACAAAUGUAUUCAAGCCGGCCUCAUUUAAAGAACAAAACUUUGUCCAACCCAGAGGCUGAAUGGCCUCCAGACAGAAGGAGCUUUAUGUAUGAGGGAACCAGAAAAACCAAGUAGGCUAUUAUCAGCCAAUAGGGUAUGACCGAGGCAAAAGACUUCAGCACAAAAGCCCAAACUAAUUGCUUUAAUCCGAGCGCUACAACUACGUAAAGAGUUAAGUAUAUAUACUGCUUCUAAAUAUGGAUUCUUAAUACUUCAUGCUCAUGCAGCCAUCUGCAAAGAACGGGGACUAUUAAAUUCAAAAGGCUCCCCUAUAAAACACAAAGAGAAAAUGUUUAACAUGAUUAGGGGCUAUACGGCUUCGUUAGGAGAUGGCAGCUGUGUACUGUAAAGGACACCAAACAGACCAAACCACGAUGAGUAAAGGAAACAAUUUUGUGGAUAGACUAGCAAGAGUGGCGGCAAGGAAGGAAGAGCUUGCUACACGGGUCUUAGCUCUAAUUCCAGAAAACUCCUCUGCAAGAAAUAAGCCCAAACUAUACUCCCUCUGAGGCUCAAUGUGCCUCACAGAGGGAUCUGAAAUGGAUUCAAAGGGAAGGUAUAUAUUGAAUAACAUGUAUGUACUCCCCAAGGCAUCGCAAUGGAAAAUAAUUAAGCCUUCUUCCGCCACUCCCGGUGCUGCUUGUGUGCUCGCUCGGUGUGGACACAGUACCUCUUGGGGGAAGCGGCAGCUGAGGGGACGCCGGCGCUCUCCAUGGCCAACGAAAAGCCCAAGCAAGAAGUCACGACUAAGAACAAUGAUCAUAUUAAUUUGAAGGUGGCAGGGCAGGAUGGUUCUGUGGUGUACUUUAAGAUUAAGAGGCAUACGCUACUCAGUAAACUGAUGAAAGCCUACUGUGAUCGGCAGGGUUUGUCAAUGAGGCAGGUCAGGUUCCGAUUCGAUGGGCACCCGAUCAAGGAAACGGACACACCUGCACAGCUGGAAAUGGAGGACGAAGACACAAUUGAUGUGUUCCAGCAGCAGACAGGGGGUGGCUACUAAACAGGGAUCCUGCCACUUUACUCUAGAACUCGGUUCCUCCAGACCAAGAAGAUAGGCUCAAUUAGAAAACCACAAUUCGGUUCUACCACAUCAUGACUACUACAGUACAGCUUUCUCUGUUCCUUCAUUGUCCUUUCCCCGUUCCUUUAUUGUACAUAGAGCAACUGUGUAUAUGCACAACCACAUUGCAUUUGUUUUUAACUAAACGGUCAAUGGUAUGUUUUGAGUGACAUCAAGUGGGGAAAAAUACUGGUUCCGUGAAAAUAUCCCUUUUCUCCAUUAGUAGCAUGCUCCUUCAGCUCUUAUCUUUAUAUUCGAGUAAGUUGUUUUGCUCUCGUGGUUUAACAAAAAAAGAACAACAUAAAAAUCUUUGCCCACGAUCAUGCGAUCGAAGAAUUUUAAUGCCCUUUAUUUGUGAUUGUGAAAGCAGUGAUAAUUUUAUAACUUUUUUGUAUGUAGGUAUUACAUGUAGGGCAAUCUGUCUCUAAGUAAGGAUAAACUACUCUAAAAGAAAUGGAUCCUAGGGGCGCCUGGGUGGCUCAGUGGGUUGAGCU
Messenger RNA from Herpailurus yagouaroundi (jaguarundi), 1763 nucleotides. RefSeq names its product small ubiquitin-related modifier 2-like. Lineage: Eukaryota; Metazoa; Chordata; Mammalia; Carnivora; Felidae. Gene Ontology annotation, molecular function: protein binding. The transcript has a single exon. The record is from RefSeq and is a predicted model, not a curated record. Bases 922 to 1209 code for a protein of 95 amino acids.